CACCGUCGAUCAAAUCUGAAAGCAGCAAAAUCUCCCAGUACCAGUAAGAUUGCCCCAAACCGAGUUAGUGGCUGGCUUCAGCUUCCGCCACUGCAAAGUAAAAUGGAAGACCAACUGAAUUCCCGAGCCCACUACGUCCAAGACAACGACGAUGACGAUCCUCCAACUCUGAGCUCUCAUGCCCUCGCUGCUCUCAGAGAGUUCCUCACCGAGCAAACCAACUCCACCUCUGAGGUUACUCGCGACUCCGCCGGACCCGGAGACUCGUCGUCGCCGGCGCCGGUGGCUCUGGUUUCCGAGGACUGGAGGCUCAGCCAGUUCUGGUACGACCGUCAAACUGCUGAGACGAUAGCUCAGGAGGUCAUCACUCUCUGCCAAAUGGGUUCUUCGGAUUUGGGUUCCAACCCUCCGCGCGUGGCUUGCAUUGCUUGUCCAACUCUCUAUGCCUAUCUUAAGAAUAUUGAUCCUGGAAUAAAUGUGCAACUUCUUGAGUACGACAAUCGUUUUGAGCAAUAUGGGAGUGAUUUCACAUUUUAUGAUUAUAACCAACCAGAAGAGUUGCCAUUGGAAUUGAAACAUGGUUUCCAUGUGAUAGUUGCAGAUCCUCCUUAUCUGAGUAAGGAGUGCUUAGAGAAAGUCGCUCGGACAAUUAGUUUUCUUGCACAAUCUGGGGAGUCUUACUUGCUUCUACUUACAGGAGAGGUGCAGAAAGAUAGAGCUGCUGAGCUCAUGGGUUUAUAUCCUUGUGGUUUUAGGCCUCAACACUCUAACAAACUAGGAAAUGAGUUUCGGCUGUUCACGAACUAUGAUCCCAGGAUGAGAUUAGGAGGGCGAGAGCAAGAGAAAUAGGUCUUCUGUGACUUAUUCCUGGUCAGGACGACUUGGAUGUUCUUACUUGCCUUGAAUGUUAUAAAUGCUAGAAUGAUAACGAGGGAAGCCUUGAUUUUGAAAUACAAGUUAAAAUUCAGGCUGCAUCAAUCAAUGAACCAUCUAUACUAUCCAUUUCUCUAUGCUUCUGUUGUAACUUGCAUCUCUUAAGUUUAUGGAAGGAAAGAAGAACUGGAUCAAAACCUCGAGAACUUGACCUUACAGUUCACGUGGAUCAUGUCGAAGUUUCACUCGCUUAAUGACUGUAUUUAUCUGAUAUUCUUGAUAAGAUUAUUUCAUUUCUAUAUCUUUUUGGUCUUACUCUAUGAUGUGGGGAGAGUUAGUGGGGAGAUUUAUUGCCUCAAGUUAUAUUUGGGUCCAUAGUUUGAUAGCUUAAUUUGAAAAAUGCAAGUUUAACAAGUUUGAGAAUGAUUUCAAGA
This is a messenger RNA of Ziziphus jujuba (common jujube), 1307 nucleotides long. RefSeq lists its product as uncharacterized. NCBI's taxonomy places the organism in Eukaryota, Viridiplantae, Streptophyta, Magnoliopsida, Rosales, Rhamnaceae. Gene Ontology annotation, biological process: methylation. The record is from RefSeq and is a predicted model, not a curated record. Bases 103 to 849 code for a protein of 248 amino acids. Gene Ontology annotation, molecular function: nucleic acid binding; protein-lysine N-methyltransferase activity. The transcript has 5 exons.